This is a messenger RNA of Motacilla alba alba, 1052 nucleotides long. RefSeq names its product karyopherin subunit alpha 5 (gene KPNA5). The record is from RefSeq and is a predicted model, not a curated record. Gene Ontology annotation, molecular function: nuclear import signal receptor activity; protein binding. Bases 129 to 1052 code for a protein of 307 amino acids. Gene Ontology annotation, biological process: NLS-bearing protein import into nucleus. The transcript is spliced from 9 exons. Gene Ontology annotation, cellular component: nucleoplasm; nucleus. Lineage: Eukaryota; Metazoa; Chordata; Aves; Passeriformes; Motacillidae.
CCCGGCCAGUGCGGCGCGCGGCGGGGCGGCGUCCGCCAUCUUGCGUCGGUGUCUGCCGCCGGUGCGGAGCGCUCCGGAGCGGCGGUCUCGCGUUUGGACGGCGCCGGGCGCCGGGCGUCCCCGCCGCGAUGGACAACAUGGCAAGCCCAGGUAAAGAUAACUUCAGAAUGAAAAGCUACAAGAAUAAUGCACUUAAUCCCCAAGAAAUGCGCAGGAGAAGAGAGGAGGAAGGAAUCCAGCUUCGGAAACAGAAAAGAGAAGAGCAGCUGUUUAAACGCCGAAACGUGUCUCUCCCAGGAAAUGAAGAAUCCAUGGUAGAAAGCCCAAUUCAGGAUCCUGAUGUCAGCUCAACUGUUCCUAUUCCAGAGGAAGAAGUUAUUACUGUAGAUAUGGUACAGAUGAUUUUUUCAGAUGAUCCUGAUCAGCAACUCACAGCAACUCAGAAAUUCAGAAAAUUGCUCUCUAAAGAGCCUAAUCCACCUAUAGAUGAAGUCAUUCAAAAACCGGGAGUAGUACAGAGAUUUGUGAAAUUUCUAGAGAGGAGUGAAAAUUACACUCUACAGUUUGAAGCAGCUUGGGCUUUGACAAACAUAGCGUCUGGAACUUUCUUACACACCAAAGUUGUAAUUGAAACUGGAGCCGUUCCCAUUUUUAUUAAGUUGCUUAGCUCAGAACAUGAAGAUGUACAGGAGCAGGCAGUGUGGGCUCUUGGGAACAUUGCUGGUGAUAAUGCAGAAUGCAGAGACUUUGUUUUGAACUGUGGAAUAUUGCCACCUCUCUUAGAAUUGUUAACAAAUUCAAAUCGUCUUACAACAACUAGAAAUGCAGUCUGGGCACUCUCAAAUCUUUGUAGAGGAAAGAACCCACCUCCAGACUUCAGUAAGGUUGCUCCUUGCCUAAAUGUUUUAUCAAGACUGUUGUUUAGCAGUGACCCGGAUGUAUUAGCAGAUGCUUGCUGGGCCCUCUCUUACCUUUCAGAUGGUCCCAAUGAUAAAAUUCAAGCUGUUAUUGAUUCUGGAGUGUGUCGAAGAUUGGUAGAGCUGCUUAUGUAA